AUGUCGCUCACUCGUUAUGCUGUCAGGCGUCUCAUACUUAAUUGGCACAAUAUUGCUCUCAGACACGUGUCGACAAGAAGCAGAAGCCAUAUUCUGCGGCCCUAUUACUUCUCCACAAAGUCGGCUACUACCGUCUCAUUGCAACCUGAGGGGAAAAUUAAGAAAUUUCAGGCGGACACCAGCAAGCUACUGGGCAUUGUCGCGAGAUCACUGUACUCUGACAGAGAGAUCUUUGUGCGAGAGUUAAUAUCGAAUGCCAGUGACGCAGUGGAAAGAUUGCGUUUUUUGCAAACCUCUGGCAGCGUGAGUGGUUCCGAAACCCCUCUAGAAAUCCAUAUAACAACGAACGAAAAUGAGCGAGUGUUUACUAUAUCUGAUAAUGGUAUCGGUAUGACUGCAGAUGAAAUGGAGACGAAUUUGGGUACAAUCGCUAAAUCUGGGUCGAGUGAAUACGUUGCUCAACUGAAACAAAAUAGUGAGACUGUGGGCGACCCGAUCAGCAUAAUUGGCCAAUUUGGUGUCGGGUUUUAUGCCGCGUUCAUGGUGUCAGAAGAGGUUGAGGUUCAAUCCAUGAGUCAGGUCGACGAAAAGGACAGAAAAGGCCAUAGGUGGGUUUCAAAUGGAACAGAAGGCGUCUACACAAUUUAUGACUUCGCGGAAGCUUCUCCGGGAACUAAAAUUACCCUUCAUCUAAGGGAAGAUUCGGCAGAGUUUGCAAAGGAAUCAGUAAUCAAAUCCAUCAUCCAGAAGUAUAGUAAUUUCAUUGGCGUCCCCAUUUUCCUUAAUGGGAAGCUAAUUAAUGGUUUCGAACCGCUCUGGACGAAGGAUCCUUCGAGGGCAACUGACGACGAAUAUGCAUCGUUUUACCAAUUCAUUACCGGUAAUAGGUACGAUUCACCCAGGUAUCGAAUCACAUUCAAAACGGAUUCGCCAAUUAAUUUGCGCGCACUCUUGUUUGUUCCAUCAAUGAAACCGAACAUCUUUGAGGCUGCCAGGGCGGAGAGAAACUCAUUGGCGCUCUACAGUCGAAAGUUCUUAAAAUCUCCACAGAUUCUUAUUACAAGUAAAAUCGACACUCUACUACCUACAUGGUUGCGCUUUGUCUGCGGAGUUGUUGAUAGUGAAGAUAUCCCCCUCAACUUGAGUCGCGAGUUGCUUCAGGAUCAUGGCCUUAUUCGCAAGGUUAAUCUCAUACUUACCUCUCGAAUUCUUCGUUUCCUUAAGAGCGAGUCUAAACGUGACGUAAAGAACUUCUUGGAUUUUCUCUCCGAUUUUGGUCUCUACUUAAAAGAAGGAAUCGUUACUGAGUCUGAUCAGUCCACCCGUGAGAUGAUUGCUAAACUCCUUCGAUUCGAAAGCUCUGCUUUGCCUGCGGGUCAGAAAACAAGCCUCGAUGAAUACGGCUCUCGAAUGCGCACUGGGGAGAGCAAUAUUUUCUUUCUGUCAGCCCCUAAUAGAGACCUAGCUGAAGCCUCCCCAUACCUCGAGAUCAUCAAAAAGAAGAUGAAUGAACGUGAGGUGCUGUUUCUCUAUGAACCCUAUGAUGAAUUAGUUUUGAUGAAUUUGGGCCAAUACGAUCGGAAGAAUUUGUAUUCGAUUGAGAAGGUUCUUGCGGAAGAUAUCUUAGACACUGAGGUUGUGCAGAAAUCUGAGAGCGGUUGCCUCUCCCAAGAGGAAGCUAAUGUCCUUGCCAAGUGGGCGGAGGAAAUGCUUGGGUCUAAGGUUAAGAAAGUCAAGGUGACCCAACGGCUUUCGCAGCAUCCCUGCUGCGUGCAAAUCCGUGAGGCUGGUGCGAUGCGUCAUCUGCUACGCACCGUUCUGGCAAGCCGACCACCAUUGGAGAAGCUGCGACUGAUGGAACCAGUGCUAGAGUUGAACCCCCGGCAUUCAUUGGUGCGGUACCUCUACAGUCUCGUCACCUCCGCGCCGAACCAUCCGGAAGAUGGUAUUCUCGGCACCGCUCUUGUCGAAUAUCUUUUUGACUUUGGUCUGGCCCAUGCUGGCCUCCUUGAAGAGGCUCGUGAGAUGGCCUCUCGCACCUCACAGUUGCUCACUAUUCUUUCCGAGAGAGCUAUCAGGAAGCAAAUGUAA
This is a messenger RNA of Hydatigera taeniaeformis, 2091 nucleotides long. NCBI's taxonomy places the organism in Eukaryota, Metazoa, Platyhelminthes, Cestoda, Cyclophyllidea, Taeniidae. The record is from the annotation of a GenBank genome assembly.